This is a messenger RNA of Arvicanthis niloticus (Nile rat), 812 nucleotides long. RefSeq lists its product as uncharacterized. Lineage: Eukaryota; Metazoa; Chordata; Mammalia; Rodentia; Muridae. The record is from RefSeq and is a predicted model, not a curated record.
AUCUGAUUCCUGGGACUACACAGUCUGUCCUCCACAUACCAGGUCCACCCUUCUUUGAAGCAUGAGUUCACAUCAGCAGAAGCAGCCCUGCACAGCUCCUCCUCAACUGCAUGAGCAGCAAGUGAAACAGCCUUGCCAGCCACCACCUCAGGAGCCAUGUGUUUCACAAAUCAAGGAGCCCUGUGACACCAAGAUUCCUAAGCCCUGCGACAUCAAGGUUCCUGAGCCCUGUGACACAAAGGUUCCUGAGCCCUGUGACACAAAGGUUCCUGAGCCCUGCCACCCCAAGGCUCCUGAGCCCUGCCACCCCAAGGCUCCUGAGCCCUGCCACCCUAAGGCUCCUGAGCCCUGUCACCCUAAGGCUCCUGAGCCCUGUCACCCCAAGGUUCCUGAGCCCUGUCACCCUAAGGCUCCUGAGCCCUGUCACCCCAAGGUUCCUGAGCCCUGCCACCCCAAGGCUCCUGAGCCCUGUCCCUCAACUGUCACUCCAAUACUAGCCCAACAGAAGACAAAGCAAAAGUAAUGCCCAAGGCUAUGCCUUGGGGAGAUGAUCACCAAUGGAUGCUGAGCCUCGAUUUCCAUUCUGUUUGAAUAUACUAUGCCCUUAUAUCACAGCCCUACCUCUCAUUUAUAUCUUAAAAUUAAGUACUACAAAGCUUUGUUUUAACCUACUAAUCUGGGGCCUCUGGGUCUCAAAAUUCAGCUGAGGACUUAGUAGCUGAGCUAGUUUGUCCUCUCAAAAUUCUUCUGAAAAGAGACCAAGUUACAAGUGAUUGGAUUGUUAUGUUCCUAUUAAAUCUCCUUCCACUCCU